Molecule: messenger RNA, 2303 nt
Organism: Nannospalax galili (Upper Galilee mountains blind mole rat)
Lineage: Eukaryota; Metazoa; Chordata; Mammalia; Rodentia; Spalacidae
Gene: Idh1
Product: isocitrate dehydrogenase (NADP(+)) 1, cytosolic
Exons: 10
Coding region: 220-1464 (414 amino acids)
Biological process (GO): isocitrate metabolic process
Cellular component (GO): cytosol; peroxisome; mitochondrion
Molecular function (GO): isocitrate dehydrogenase (NADP+) activity; magnesium ion binding; NAD binding
Source: RefSeq, a predicted model, not a curated record
GGGGACAAAAGCCGGGAAGAGGAAAAGCCCGGACCCUGCCACUAGGCUCCAGUCUGUGCCGAGGUGGUGGAGGCUGGGCCCGCUGGGGCCGGGUUGGGAGUGUGUGCGCCCACCGAGUGUGAGCCGGAGAUAAACUGAAACUACAGUUCUUUGAGUCUGCAAAAUUGGGAGUAGUUGUGACUGAAAAGCAAUUCACCAGAAAGGUUUAUUGAAGUAAAAAUGUCCAAAAAAAUCCAUGGCGGUUCUGUGGUAGAGAUGCAAGGAGAUGAAAUGACACGAAUCAUUUGGGAACUGAUUAAAGAAAAACUCAUUUUUCCCUAUGUGGAAUUGGAUCUGCAUAGCUAUGACUUAGGCAUAGAGAAUCGAGAUGCUACCAAUGACCAGGUCACCAAGGAUGCCGCAGAAGCUAUAAAGAAGUACAACGUUGGUGUCAAGUGUGCGACUAUCACCCCCGAUGAGAAAAGGGUAGAGGAGUUCAAGUUGAAACAAAUGUGGAAGUCACCAAAUGGCACCAUCCGAAAUAUUCUGGGUGGCACUGUCUUCAGGGAAGCUAUUAUCUGCAAAAACAUCCCCCGGCUGGUGACUGGCUGGGUAAAGCCCAUCAUCAUUGGGCGUCAUGCCUACGGGGACCAAUACAGAGCAACUGAUUUUGUUGUUCCUGGGCCUGGAAAAGUAGAGAUAACCUACACACCAAGUGAUGGAACUCAAAAGGUGACAUAUAUGGUGCAUAACUUUGGAGAAGGUGGCGGUGUUGCUAUGGGCAUGUACAAUCAAGAUAAGUCAAUUGAAGAUUUUGCACACAGUUCCUUCCAAAUGGCUCUGUCCAAGGGCUGGCCUUUGUAUCUGAGCACCAAAAACACUAUUCUGAAGAAGUAUGAUGGGCGUUUCAAAGACAUCUUUCAGGAGAUCUAUGACAAGCAGUACAAAUCCCAAUUUGAAGCUCAGAAGAUCUGGUAUGAACAUAGACUCAUCGAUGACAUGGUGGCCCAAGCUAUGAAAUCAGAGGGAGGCUUCAUUUGGGCCUGUAAAAACUAUGAUGGAGAUGUACAGUCAGACUCUGUGGCCCAGGGUUAUGGCUCCCUUGGCAUGAUGACCAGUGUGCUGAUUUGUCCAGAUGGCAAGACAGUAGAAGCAGAAGCUGCCCAUGGCACUGUGACCCGUCACUACCGCAUGUACCAGAAAGGACAGGAGACAUCCACCAAUCCCAUUGCUUCCAUUUUUGCCUGGUCCAGAGGGCUGGCCCACAGAGCAAAGCUCGAUAACAAUGCCGAGCUCAGCUUGUUUGCAAAGGCUUUGGAAGAAGUCUGCGUUGAGACCAUUGAAGCCGGCUUCAUGACUAAGGACCUGGCUGCUUGCAUUAAAGGUUUACCCAAUGUGCAACGCUCUGACUACUUGAAUACAUUUGAGUUCAUGGACAAACUUGGAGAAAACUUGAAGGCGAAGCUAGCUCAGGCCAAACUUUAAGGUCAAACCUGGGCUUAGGAGGACAAGUGUUUUGGUAACUAGGUCCACAGGUUUACUUUUUUUUUUUUUUAUAACACUCAAGGAUAAAGACAAAAAUCAAUUUUGUAAUUUUGUUUUGAAGACAAAGUUGAUCUUUUCUAUAAGUUUACAGUCUUUUUCUUUUUCAUAUAGUUAUUGCCACCUUAAUGAAUGUGGCAGGGAACUUUUUUAAAAACUGUAUUUUAUUUUGUAGGUGCAGCCUCGGCAUUACAUUGAUCCCCUUCACAGUGACUGCCCCUCUUUCUCUUGUUCUAAUAUAAAUGACCAAAAUCAGAAGUGCUUGAAAGGGUAAACAACACUAUUGUUCCCUAAAACAGGUGAGGAGGGAACCCCCUCACUGCCCCUGUGUCUAUGAGCAUGGGCACUGGGAGGUUUGGGAUCUGCCAUUGCGUGAGGCAGAUCUGUACAGUGAGCUCACACAUGACUAGAACAAAGAGAAUGAGCGUAGCUAAAACAUGUUGAGACUGCAGCCAUGUUUAUAAAGAGCUUGUUAUUAAGUAUGUCCAAUAUACUACAUAUUCUUGAGGCCAUGUGAGAGUUCAGAAUCUAGAGUAAAUACGGCUGGAGGCUUGCCCUCUGUGUCUUCUCUUUGUGCUCUGGCCUGGCCUGAGUAGUCUCCUGCCCUAAACAGCACAUUUCAUCUGUGUGCAAUAAUGUAAGCUGCACCUUUUUUGGACUUCUGCUGGCCCAUUUCAUUUCUUUUAUAUAAAUGUGAUUUUUCCAGAAGUUCAUGUUAAACACUAUCUCUGUUCUUCAUCUAAACUGUUAAUUUUAAUUAAAAUUAAGUACUAAUGACCCUU